GUAAAGGUAAAGGGACCCCUGACCAUUAGGUCUAGUCGUGACCGACUCUGGGGUUGCGCGCUCAUCUCGCAUUAUUGGCCGAGGGAGCCGGCGUAUAGCUUCCAGGUCAUGUGGCCAGCAUGACAAAGCCGCUUCUGGCAAACCAGAGCAGCACAUGGAAACGCCGUUUGCCUUCCCGCUGUAGCGGUUCCUAUUUAUCUACUUGCAUUUUGACGUGCUUUCGAACUGCUAGGUUGGCAGGAGCUGGGACCAAGACAAAUGCCGGCUCCCUCGGCCACUAAAGCAAGAUGAGCGCCGCAACCCCAGAGUCGUCUGCGACUGGACUUAAUGGUCAGGGGUCCCUUUACCUUUACCUUUACUUAAUUGGAUGGAUCAUACCCAUGUUAUCUGAGAACAAAAAUUAUUCAUCACAUAUAUAACCGGUCAUUUUUCAUACACAUAAAACUGAACAUUACACUCAGGGCCGGAUUUAGGUUUGAUGAGGCCCUAAGCUACUGAAGGUAAUGGGGCCCUUUAUAUGUCCAGCUGUCCUUUGUCAACAACAAAUUGUCGCUGUUUUUUGUGCUGAAUAUAUGCUAUACGGUAAUUUAUGGACCUAAUAGGUAUCUAAAGCCAUUUGCACAUGUUGCCAUGCAACCAGUCCAUGCAGAAUGUAGGCACCCUAUAUAUAGAAAGGAGCAAACCAGUGUUAUUUUAGGGAGCAGGUGGGGCCCAUUACUUACAUCACAGGAGCCUAAACAACAACAAAACACUGUUGCUGUAUGUAGGUUUAAGCCGGCACAGACUACACUGCUUGGAUAAAUUGCUUUCGUGAGCGCUUUGUACAUUUUCUAAAAUAAAAUAAAAGGAGGCUAGUGGAUGAUUAUGUGCAAGUCAUGAUUAUUUCCACCUGCACCUCACCGUCCUAGCCUCACAUGAGGUUAACUGCAUGCUUCAUUUCUUUGUAUAUCUCUGUCUGCACUUAAAUUGAUUUUUCUGCCUUGUGUCAUAAUUCAUUGCACAUCUAUAUCUAACUUUCACCGACUCAUCUUGCCUUCAUAUUCUGCUCCCUUAUUGAAGGCUUGUCGCUGUUUAUUCCCUUUAUUUAUUGCCUUUCAUUUAACAAAGUUCAGUUACUUUUAUCUGCUGUCUCUGGUUCAACAAUUGCCAAAACUUGUUAUAUCAAAUCUUGUUCUCCAGGGUAUUUAUAACAUUAUCCAAUCGAGCAUUCCUGAGCAUCCUAUAUCCCUUCUUCUAAAUAAUGAAUGAGGAUAUUAAAAGAGCUAAUUUAGCCCUUGUCCAUCAACUGAACUGCCAUUUAUCAAUUACUCGCCCCGUUUGAAGGAAUCUUUGCAAUUUUUAGCACACAUGAUGGUUCUGUGUGAAUCAGACUGCAGUAGCCAAACAGGAAGAUGUUCUUAGGAGGAAUCUUAGGUUUUUGCUUUAGGUUCUUUUCUUUCCUUUUAAUAAAAGGAAGGAAGUACCAGGCAAUAAGGGUGGUUGGAAGAAGUAAAAAUGUUUGAGCCAUGAAAACAAUGCGACUCAGUAUCCCUGCUGGGUCCUGAGGGGCCUUUGCAAAAACAGAAUAAUUCCCAAAGGGUGAAAGGUCCUGAAAGGUCCUGACAUAUUUUCAAAUUAGAAAUUUAAAGACAAAUGGGAUGCCAUUCUUCCAAUAGUUUGGCCUCACCCCUGAAGGUGCACUGAGCCAUUGUUACCUCAGACAGACAGAUGCCAACCUAUUGGUAUGCCAUUCAAAAAAAAAAAGUUAUGAUUUCAUUGGUUGCAACGUCUAAGGAGUAGGUGGCAUGGAAGUUUAAUGUGAUAGUCAAGCAUUUAAUGAAGAGUAUUACACUUAUUCUUAUUCUUAUUUUCAUUUCUAUACUGCUUUAUAUUUUUAGGGGAGGAUUCAAAGUGGUUUACAACCUACAUUAAAACAUCAAAUAGAACAGAAGAAAACCAAAUAUAAAGUAUACAUUAAAAGCAACAUUAUUAACAGGAAGCUAAAAUAUCAUCUUACAAAUUUCAAAAUAAGACAUUACAAAGGGAGAUCAUGUAUAGAAUGCUAGUUAUAAAUGCAAUUUGGUUACGUCUGCUUUUAAAGGUGUUGUGUUGUGUUUAUUCAGGGGGCCAUGAAGCUGGAAAGUCAUUCUCUGCCCAUUUAAUGUUUAUUGUAUACUGGCCAUCUGAUUUCAAGUGAAUGGUGAUGUAAAAACAUUGUUUGUUUAAAUAAACAAAAAGGAAAUGAAAGAAAGAAAGAACACACAUACGCCAUGAAAAUUCAGCAUUCUUUACGUGCAAAUUUCUCCUCCUCAUCACAUUCCUGUAUGCCAAUCUGACAAAUGUACACAUUUUUCCAGGUGUUUUCCCCCAACAAAAUACAUUUAUGCAUGUGGUUUUCACUAAUAUAUUCAUUUCAAUGCACAUUCUUCCCCAAUAUAUGCAGUUUUGUAAAUCAUGUUUGGUUGGAGAACUUCACCACAAUAUUCAGAUUACUGCGAAUUCUGAAGGAUACCAGAGUUUCAGUUCAUCUCUUCCCUCACAAAGUGAGAAGGUUCACCUUUAAAUGUUACCUGAACUUUCUGAAGUUCUCCUUCUUCCAUAGAUGACUCUACUACUAUCUGUUCCCUGAAAUCCCUCCUAGGACGUACAUGUGAUGCAUGUAUUUGUUUUCUAGGCUAGACUCAACUGAAUGUCACUCUUCUGGGACAGCCUUUGACAAGCCUUUAGUCCUUAUUCCUGACUGAAGUGAAGUCUAAGUAGUUCUGAUUGCAAUUGCACAUAUUUAUCCCCUGUCAAGGGACCCAGGUGGCGCUGUGGUUAAACCACUGAGCCUAGGGCUUGCUGAUCAGAAGGUUGGUGGUUCGAAUCCCUGUGACGGGGUGAGCUCCCAUUGCUUGGUCCCAGCUCCUGCCAACCUAGCAGUUCGAAAGCACGUCAAAAUGCAAGUAGAUAAAUAGGAACCGCUACAGCGGGAAGGUAAAUGGCAUUUCCAUGUGCUGCUCUGGUUUGCCAGAAGCAGCUUUGUCAUGCUGGCCACAUGACCUUGAAGCUAUACGCCGGCUCCCUCGGCCAAUAAUGCGAGAUGAGCGCGCAACCCCAGAGUUGGUCACGACUGGACCUAAUGGUCAGGGGUCCCUUUUAUCCCCUGUCAAAACUUGCCUGCUUGUCUCCUCCCUUCCCUCUAUUUCCUCUUCUCCACCCUCAAAUUUAGAUAAUUAGGCAUGUAAAUGCUUAAUAGGGUAUUUGGGGAGGGUUUAUUUUUCUCUAAAGCACAAUGCUUUGAAAUGACGUCGUUAAGUCUUACCAUCCUCUUUUCAACGAAAGUUUUAAGUACUUUCCUGGAAUGUGUGCAUUUAAUUAUUUGAUGACCCAGGUUGCUGUGGCCCGGCAUGCUAAAGGAAAUUUGCUAAAACUUUAGAUUCCUUUGGGGCAGGCUGUGGAGUUUGAAAUUUUCACAGUAUUUGCAAUAAGCCGCAGAGUUAAGCCUGGCUUUUUAUAUCUGCCCCGCUGCUGUCACAACAGAACGAUUGCCUUCACCUUGAUUGUUUUUUUUUAUAUUUCCGACAGGUGAGCUUUUGGUGUGGAAGGUUGUCUUACUGUGGCUGGGUGGAUAACCCAACCUUGAACUGCGCACUUUAAUAUAUUUUUCUUGUGCAUAGCAAUCAUUGCAAAGCUACACACACACACACACACACACACCCAUCCAACCGGCAAGAUUGCUUCUUGCCACUCUUUGCAAAACCACAAUUCAAACUGGGUGCCCUGCUAUCUCUUUCCUACCUGCUUACAUGCUGAUUCAUUGAUGAGGACAAAUUUCUAUGUGUAGAGUUGAGGCUGCAGGCCCCGCCUCUGACUGACUGAAUGGUCGGUGAGGUUGCAGCAGUAUCUGCUAAGGAGAGAGCGGAGGAAAGUGUACCUUUGCUCUCCUAUAUCUUGUUGGACUACAAGUGCUCAUCACACCAGACAGCUUGCACACGGGGUUACAGGAGGACCUGAGUGUGACCUCCCUAUUCAGCAUCCCCCUGUCAGUUCAGUGUUUUCCUUGCGUGCUUUUUCUCCCCCCCCCUCUCCUAGUCCUUUGAAGGAUUCUCCCUUUUCAAACAAAUCCAAAGGAGUUUGUCUGGCUUUAGCGAGGCAGCUUGUGAGCAGGCGAGCUGGGACAGAAGUUCUCAGUCAAAAACUAUUCACUUUCAUUAGCAAAAGUGUUCGGGCUCUCCUCAGAGGAAUACCUCACUGCAUAAAAUGAGUGGAUGUCGAAAACGGUGUAAACGUGAAAUACUGAAAUUCGCCCAGUAUCUUCUCAGGCUAAUUACAGGUUCUCUCCAUACAGACAGCGUAGAAGAUGAAAUGGAAAUGGCCACUGUGCGGCAUCGACCCGAAGCCCUCGAACUGCUGGAAGCACAGAGCAGAUUCACAAAGAAAGAGCUUCAGAUUCUGUACAGAGGGUUCAAAAACGAAUGUCCCAGUGGGAUUGUUAAUGAAGAGACCUUCAAAGAGAUUUACUCUCAGUUCUUCCCACAGGGAGAUUCCACAACAUACGCACAUUUUCUGUUCAAUGCAUUUGACACAGAUCACAACGGAAGUGUGAGUUUCGAGGAUUUUGUUAUGGGCCUUUCAAUUUUACUCCGGGGGACGGUGCAAGAAAAACUCAACUGGGCUUUUAAUCUGUAUGAUAUAAAUAAGGACGGCUGUAUAACUAAAGAGGAAAUGCUGGAUAUUAUGAAAGCUAUAUAUGAUAUGAUGGGGAAAUGCACUUAUCCUGUUGUCAAAGAAGAUGCCCCGAGACAACACGUUGAAACAUUUUUCCAGAAAAUGGACAAGAACAAAGAUGGCGUAGUCACCAUAGAUGAAUUCAUUGAAAGCUGCCAAAAAGAUGAAAAUAUAAUGCGUUCCAUGCAGCUCUUUGAAAAUGUGAUCUAACUCCACACAGUUCUUUCUUCAAUAAAUGGACGGUAUGAACAAUCCUGCAACAACAAAUCCAUAAUGCUGUUGCCACUUUUACCAUAAAACAGGAUUGCUCGGCUUUACACGGAUGUGUAUAACGCAAACAAGUUUUGUUUAAUCAAAGCCUACCUACGGAGACCGUAUUUUUCCAGUAGUUGAGGUAAAAUAGUUCUCUUAAACAAUGCUCACGUAGUUGUCCUUAAAAAAAAAAACUUCAUUUGAUUCAGAGAACAAUCCAAAGAAACCAAAAUGAAAACGGAAUUAUUGCAUCCAAAACUUCAUAGAAGAGAUCCAGGAGAGAACAAGAGGGCAGGAUCUGUUACUCGUUUCUAUUAAAUGAGUUUAUUAGCUAUACAACUCUUUCAUUUUAUACUCCCUUGUGUAUUAACACAAUCUUACACAAUUCUCAGUUAAAGGUUAUUACAGCUAAUUACAGUUUGGGCACAAUCCUCCUUGUGUGCAGUAGAGUCCUGUUUCUUCUGCCUUCCCUUAUGCUGACAUCACACCAGAUCAUUACUGGAAGGGGGAAGCCUGCAUGCAUUGAGCCCGCCCAUGUCCCCUAUUCCCCAUAAUGAUGCAACACAUAGCAUACUUGUCAAAUGUAUGUUUGUGCCCAGGCACACACAGAAUCCUAGAAUUGUAGAGCUGGAAGGGACCCUGAGGGUCAUCUAAUCCACACACACACACCCCAGAAGACACACAGACUCCAUUAUGCUCAUUGGAGUAUCUGUCCACAUAAGGAAGGGUUGGGCAUCUUUGCAUAGUAACCUGCAAUUAUUUUUUUUAAUUCACAAGCAACUCAUUUUUAUAAAAGAAUGUUCUUUUUAUAGUAAAUGGUUACUGGAUUAAUUUAUUUAACAGCUGCUUAUGGCAAACAUCUUCCAUCCUUAAGAUCAUCAGUUUAUGAGUGUUAUGCUCCCACAUAGUGCUGCUUUGUUUAACUAAAGCAACUAUCUGAGUGAACUGAACUACUUACUUUCUAACUGUGGGAUUGCCCAAAAAUUAGUAGUAAAAAAGGAACGAAUGUAUUUGUAAGUUUCUAACCACUCACUGCUCAGGAUACAUAGCGGUAUAUAGAGUCAUGCCAGACACUAGACUGCCAGUUAUGAAGUUAUUUUGCUCUUGUUGCCUCCUCCGACUAUGGUGGAAGAUGCUUAAGUUCAUUAGAACAGUUAUGUAAAAGCAGUGGUGGUAAUGGAUUUUUUUGAAAAGGAGGGGCAACUUUUUUUUUCUUUAAAGGCUACUACAGGGAACAGGGAAGAAGCAUGUGUCAGGAUGGAGCCGCAAUGGGUACAAGCAGGCUCCCUUCUACUUUCCUCCCUGCCUUUUACACAGACAUCAUUGCUGAACUGUAGCCAGCAAAGAAG
This is a messenger RNA of Zootoca vivipara (common lizard), 6290 nucleotides long. It is a transcript of the gene KCNIP4, whose product is annotated as potassium voltage-gated channel interacting protein 4. Gene Ontology annotation, molecular function: calcium ion binding; potassium channel regulator activity. Lineage: Eukaryota; Metazoa; Chordata; Lepidosauria; Squamata; Lacertidae. Gene Ontology annotation, biological process: regulation of potassium ion transmembrane transport. The record is from RefSeq and is a predicted model, not a curated record. Gene Ontology annotation, cellular component: voltage-gated potassium channel complex.